AUGGCCACCAGCGACGCUGCCGCAGCCUCUGCCCUUGGCGGUCGGGCCGACCGGCGCUCUCCUCCUGCGGCGUCCCAAUCAAAGCGUGACCGCAAGCGACAAGCUCUCAUGGACCGCCUUGCCACAAUGAGCGACAAGUUUCAGCGCGAACAGGACCCGACGUACCGCGACCAACUACAAAAGAUUCAGUUUGAGCUUAACCUCGUGCAGCGCUUCGAUCCCUACGCGGAGAACCCGCUCGACGCGGCCGACGAACUGCGCAAAGAGCACAAGCAAGUUCUCGGCCCCAUGGCCAAUUCGGACAACGCGCGAAGCAUGAUAGACAUGGCUGGCAUUCGAUUUCCCGAGUUUAUGGACGAGCUCGAGGAUCUCGUAGAAAUUCGCGAUUUUCAGCUGGCGCAGUCCAAGAAUGAAUACGAUCGCAAAGUGCAAGAAUACAAGAAUACACAUGCCUACAAGACCGAAACCGCGAAGCGAGAGCACCGAGCUCUUACAAAAACUCUGCGAGAUCGAAUCAUCAACACUCUCACACAAAAGAAGAACCGUCUGAACCGUGAAAAGGAAGUCCUCGAGAUCAACGACUCCAACGCCCUCCUCCUAAACCCCAACCAAUUCAGCCUGACAAACCCCGGCUCUCCUGGCGGCACCCAUGGCAAACGAGCAACCCGCCUGCGCAAGGACGCCGACGACCUGACUCUGUUCCCCGACGCCAAAAAGCGCAAGCGGAACCACGAAGACGACGCCUCGGCGCCCGCACGCCGCGGCAUGGACCCGAGCAGCACCACGCCGCUGUGGCAGUCGGAAAAGGCUCGAGCCGUGGCCAAGCAAAAUGGCCCGGUGUACAGCAUCGACAAGCUCUUCACGGACAAGGAGCUGUCGAUGCACUACAAUACGUCGGCCAUUGCCGCCCACCAGUACGUGCUGCGCAACCGCGCCAACGGCAACGCCUCGCUGCCCGACGACGACAGCGAUUCGGGCCACAUCAACGGCGACGACAAUGACAACGAGUCGACGCCCUCGGCGGCGCCCGCUAUGGAGCGCAACGUCUCCCACGCGACUAGGAGCACGCGUGGCGGGGGUGCCGCCGCCGCCUCGGCCGCCGCCGCGGCGCAGAACUUCCUUGACGACAAGAUCCUGGGCCUCGAGGGCAUCGCCAACUUUGAGCUGCCCGGAAACCUGGACCUGAUUCACGCGCAGGAGCCGCCCAAGAUGCCGCCGCCGGUACCGCAGCAGUACCUCAAGCCGUACACGCGCACGGCCGACCAAAACUUCCCGGUGCCGCUGUCCCAGGACGACAUCGCCUCGGACCUCACCGUCAUGGGCUACUUCAAGCAGUACGACCAGUCGCACCACCGCCCCGGCGCGCACCUCGACGCCUCGACAGGCAUGCGCCGGGUGCUCGAGGCCGUGGCCACGCCAUACCACCGCGGCAGGUACGUCGCCUUCACCGCCGCGCCCCGCGACGACCCAGAGGCGGUCAGCGAGAACCUUGGCAUCCCCAGCAGCCUGCGCGACCAGCCCAGCCCAACGGGACCCUCGGGUGCCGCCUUUUCCUCGGCGGCGGCCGCGGCCGCGGUUCCCAUGAGCAGGCAGAGCAGCGGCGGCACGACCAUGAGUCGUCAGGCCACGGGAGGCAGCGGACGAGGCAAGGGUCGACGUGGUUAA
Molecule: messenger RNA, 1665 nt
Organism: Beauveria bassiana ARSEF 2860
Lineage: Eukaryota; Fungi; Ascomycota; Sordariomycetes; Hypocreales; Cordycipitaceae
Product: nif-specific regulatory protein
Exons: 2
Coding region: 1-1665 (554 amino acids)
Biological process (GO): negative regulation of transcription by RNA polymerase II
Cellular component (GO): Sin3-type complex
Molecular function (GO): histone deacetylase binding
Source: RefSeq, a predicted model, not a curated record